Messenger RNA from Tripterygium wilfordii, 1740 nucleotides. Its product is annotated as galactolipase DONGLE, chloroplastic-like. Gene Ontology annotation, cellular component: chloroplast. Gene Ontology annotation, biological process: jasmonic acid biosynthetic process. The record is from RefSeq and is a predicted model, not a curated record. Gene Ontology annotation, molecular function: glycerophospholipid phospholipase A1 activity; zinc ion binding. The coding region runs from base 58 to 1464 and encodes 468 amino acids. The transcript has a single exon. Lineage: Eukaryota; Viridiplantae; Streptophyta; Magnoliopsida; Celastrales; Celastraceae.
GCCAUAGAAAUUGAAGACCUCCUCCUCUCCCUUUCUUCCUCCUCUUCUUCUUCUUCAAUGGCUGCCAAAGUCUUGAUGCCAAACUCACACAUGAAUCAUAUAACGUCCAUGGCAGCCGCGCCGCCUCCACGGUCACAUUCCUUUGGCAAGGUUUCUUUGCCUGUUCCCAAAACGAAGAAACCAGAAACACAUUCUUCUUCUUCUUCUAGACAUAAUUCAAUUGUUGCCUCAUUUGUUACACCGUCCAUUUCUACUACCAUUUCAAAUGAAAAUCUUGAUAGAUUACCCGUUUCGUGGAGAGAAAUUCAUGGCUCAAACGACUGGGAAGGCCUUGUGGAACCACUCCACCCGCACCUCCAGGGCGAGAUCAUACGUUACGGAGAGUUUGUCAAUGCUUGUUACAAGGCAUUCGAUCUUGAUUCGAGCUCGAAACGUUACUUGAAUUGCAAGUAUGGGAAGAACAACUUGUUCUCGCAAGUUGGUCUUGGGGAUUCUGGUUAUCAAGUAACUAAGUACAUCUAUGCUACUCCGGACAUCAACAUUCCUAUCCAAAAUGGGGCUUCUUGCGGCCGUUGGAUUGGAUAUGCAGCUGUCUCCUCCGAUGAAGAGACGAAGAGGAUAGGGAGAAGAGAUAUACUCAUAACGUUCCGAGGAACGGUCACAAACCAUGAGUGGAUUGCCAAUUUCAUGAGCUCGUUAUCGCCAACCCAGCUUGAUCCACACAAUCCAAGGCCGCGGGUUAAGGUAGAGUCUGGAUUUUUGAGCUUGUACACAUCCAAUGAGAGUGACAACAGAUUUGGACUCGAAAGUUGUCGCGAACAGCUUCUAUCGGAAGUUUCAAGAUUGAUGAGGAAGUACAAAGGUGAAGAAAUGAGCAUUUCACUAGUAGGCCAUAGUAUGGGGAGUUCUUUAGCUCUAUUGCUUGCUUAUGAUAUUGCAGAGCUGGGAUUGAAUAGAGACUUCAAAGCAGCCGGGGAUGAGAUUCCGGUGGCGGUUUUUUCUUUCGGAGGACCGAGAGUUGGGAAUUUGGGGUUCAAGAAGAGAUGUGAGGAGUUGGGAGUUAGGGUUUUGAGAAUUGUGAAUGUCAAUGACCCUAUAACAAAGCUACCUGGGGUUUUCCUCAAUGACAACUUUAGGGUUUUUUUCGGAGAAAAAAAUGACCAGUUCCCAUGGAGUUGCUCAUGUUAUGCUCAUGUGGGUGUUGAAUUAGUCCUUGAUUUCUUCAACAUGCACAACCCUUCAUGUGUUCAUGACCUGGAAACCUAUAUUAGCUUACUCAAAUCUCCCAAGAAUGACAGAAACAUUCAGAAAGGUGGAAGACUCGUCGAAAUUUUCGAUAAAGCGAAGGAUUUGAUGCUCCAAAAUGCCAAUAAGGUUAACAUUUUUCCCCGGAAAAACUCGGUGAUUGAUUUGGUAAGUUUAGUUCAGAAUCGACGAAAUCGUUCAUCCUACAAUAUUUCUUAGGAUGAACAUGAACUGGUUGAUCUUUCCUACCCUCAAUUUGUCUUGCUAGCUUCAUUUUUUUUGGGGGUGAGAUGAUCGAUUGUGAGAUCUAGCAUGUAUACAUACAUACAUAUAAUAUAUAUAUAUAUAUAUAUAUAUAUAUUUGUACAUUCGACAAGUUUUUGUAACCUCUAAAUAAAGUUUUGAGGUUAUUUAGUUAACAUUGAUGUUGUACUAGAAAAUCAGCAUGCAUGCAUGGUUGGUAAUUAACUAAUUCAAACAAGUUUACAUGGUUAA